Messenger RNA from Neoarius graeffei (lesser salmon catfish), 1856 nucleotides. It is a transcript of the gene usf1l, whose product is annotated as upstream transcription factor 1, like. The record is from RefSeq and is a predicted model, not a curated record. NCBI's taxonomy places the organism in Eukaryota, Metazoa, Chordata, Actinopteri, Siluriformes, Ariidae. The coding region runs from base 166 to 1044 and encodes 292 amino acids. Gene Ontology annotation, biological process: regulation of transcription by RNA polymerase II. The transcript is spliced from 11 exons. Gene Ontology annotation, molecular function: RNA polymerase II cis-regulatory region sequence-specific DNA binding; DNA-binding transcription factor activity, RNA polymerase II-specific; protein dimerization activity.
GCGCAUGCGCAAAAGAUUAUAAACAGUGUCCGGGAUGUUUUAUGGUAAUUUUGCAUAAUACAUUUGCAAGGAAAUCCUAGUUCGGGAGCUGAAUGUGAACUCUGAUAUCCGAAACCUGCUGAAGUUUGAGAAGGACCUGAACAUCGCAGGGCUGAAUUAACGCCAAUGAAGGGGCAGCAGAAAAGCCCUGAUCCACAGGUGGAUGUGCCCAUCAUGGAGGAAGGAGCUAUUGCUACAGCUGUUGAUCCAUCUGCUCUUACAACCGUACACUCAGCUGCCACGUUUUCUGCUGAGCAGCCAGUGAAGUAUGUUUUCAAAACGGAGGGAAAUACAGGGCAGGUGACGUAUCGAGUGAUCCAUGUAGCUGACGGGCAAAUGGAGACCCGGGCAGAUGGAACUGCAGCUGUUAGCGUUGUGACUGGCUUCCCUGCAGCGACGCAGACCGGAACGCCCCCUGUAACACGGGCUGCCGUAUACUCUCAGGCUGAGGGUCUGGAGACGGAGGCUACUGAGGGUCACUACUACUAUCCGUCCACUAUCGGCGACACCGCCCCGGCCACCAUAGUAACCAAUGUCCAUGCGGCUGAUUCACUGCUUGCGCAACCUACUGCUGCAGGCCAACUCUAUGUGAUGAUGUCACCACAGGAAGUGUUGAGCACAACCACUCAGAGUAAGGCAGAGACGCCUUGCACUUCAAGAGAUGACAAGAGGAGAGCACAGCACAAUGAAGUUGAACGUAGACGCAGGGACAAAAUAAACAACUGGAUCGUCCAGCUGUCCAAAACAAUCCCUGACUGCGCUGUGGAUUCGGCCAAAACUAGCCAGAGUAAAGGUGGGAUCCUAUCGAAAGCUUGUGACUACAUUCAGGAGUUGCGCCAAAGCAAUGCUCGAUUAUCAGAAGGGCUGGGAACACUGGACAGACUGAGGCUGGACAACCAGCUCCUCAGACAAGAGAUGGAAGACUGGAAAUCUAAGAAUCAGAUGCUUCGAAGCCAGCUGAGGCAUCAUGGUAUAGUCGCUGCAUCAAGCAUGGAUCCUCAGUGAAGCCCUCCAUGCCCUCGACUGGGUCUCCUUCCACCACAAGCUUCUAAUGACUUCAGCUGAAGCAGCCUUAUACUCAGCGUUCUUUAGAGCUCUCUCUAAGGUUGUCUGGUAAAAUGUUUUUGGACUUGAUUUUGAGUCUCUAAUUUGCCUUCUGGCUGUGUUGGGUAAGGCUCUGAAUUCUAGAGAAUAUAAUUGAUUUUAGGUAAGCUUGUAAAACCUUUGUCCCUGUGCACUCAUCUGAGUAAAUGAUUGAUGGACCGAUUUAAGCACAGGUAUCUGAACUGCACUAAAAUGCAUUUCUUGAUCUUUUGUCUAAAGAAUCACUUUUGUUUUACUGGAUAAUGAUGAAUUUGGAAAUAGGAAGUGAAAGCUUUUUAUGAUCUCUGAAGCAUUUGUGCUUUGGAAUGGUUGGAGUUCCAGGAAUGAGUUGUCGGUUAGCUUGAACAGGUUCUUUAGAGGUUAAGGUAUCCAAAACUGUUUUCUAAAAGAUGUGACUUUUUUUUUUUUUUUGUACUGGAUAACAGGGUCAACUUCUCUUCUGAAAUGUGUAGAAAUCCUCCAAGAGUUAAAUUCUUCUAAAGUGUUCAUCUGUGCAUAUGUCAAGUCCUAUGGAAUAGCUUGCCAUCACUAGAACUUAAAUUGCUUUGUGUAUAUUUUGGCAGUAUAAUGUACACUGCUUAUAUAUUUAGUUGACUUGUGACAAGAAUCCAGGGAUUUGUUUCACACUCAAUUUUCAAGAACAUACAAAUGUUUAUUUGUACCAAAUUUCUUAGGUUUGUAUUCAAAUGAAAAGAAGUUGCCAGUUUUGUAUU